UAGAAGAAAAAAUAACACGAAUUUUAAACCCCGAGGCUUCAACAUUGGGUUUUUAGUUCUACGGCAAAAGUUUCCCGGGACUCACUGCGCCAAACCGCUCGCCAUCUUCUUCUUGCUUCCGCUCCGCGAUUUGGGUUUCUGAAAACGCGUUACAGUAAUUCUUUUCUACGUGGUGGGUUGGGCCUAGGUGGUUAUGGUUUCUGUUGGUUCGAGAGCUUUAACAUCGAAGAGACAUAAAACCUGUAUUGUAUCUGAAGACCACUUAAUGGGUGAAGAUAAAUUAGCGCAUAAAAGCGGGAGAAAGAAAAAUGCCAUGAACAGGAAGGCUGAACGUGGAGGUCAUGGCUUUGAUGAGAAUAAAACUCACAGGAACGCUUCUGGGACUGAUAGUGGAAUGCGUUCAAAUAAAAAGUUCACCGACAGCAAAAGUACAUCUGCACCACAAAGUUCGUUCAUUAGGAAACAGGUUGAUCCUGAAACAACAAAAUACUUCAUGGAGAUUUCGAAUUUAUUUGGAAGUGAUAAUGUUGACUUUGAAGAACGAUCGGUUAUUUGUGGCAAUGCUUUAGAGGAAGCUGUGGGGAAAGAGUUUGAACUUGCCACCGAUUAUAUCAUAAGUCACACUAUGCAAAGCCUUCUUGAAGGCUGUAAUGUUGAAGACCUUUGUAAUUUCCUCCACAGUUGCGCCAAUCAAUUUCCAUUUAUUGCAAUGGAUAGAUCCGGCUCACAUGUUGCUGAAACAGCUAUCAAGUCUUUAGCUAUGCACCUACAAGAUGAAGAUGUUUAUUCUCUGGUUGAAGAUACUUUAACAGCCAUAUGUAAGGAAAUUGUAGCAAACUCUCUAGAUGUGAUGUGUAACUGUCAUGGUUCCCAUGUUCUUCGAAGUCUUCUCCAUCUUUGCAAAGGAGUGCCUCCAGACUCUUCAGAAUUUCAUAAUAGAAAAUCAUCAACAACGCUGGCAGAGCGGCUGAAUGUCAAGGCACCUCGUUUUAAUGGAGAUCAUGGGUUCCAUAUUCAGCGAGGUUUCCCAGAAUUACUUAAGUUGCUUAUCUCUGGGAUGCUGAAAGGUGCAAGAAAGGAUGUCAGGAUCUUGCAAGUUGAUCAGUACGGGAGUUUGGUUAUUCAGACUAUUCUGAAGUUGAUGGUGGGACAAGAUGAUGAGCUGACGCAUAUAAUCCCCACCCUUCUUGGCUGUAGUGAAAAAGAUGUCAUGGAAGGAAAUUAUGUACAAAUAUCUGUUGUUCCAGAUGUUGUGGAUUUGAUGAAAGAAACUGCAUUCAGCCAUUUAAUGGAGGUGAUUUUGGAAGUGGCUCCAGAAAAUUUGUUCAAUGAACUUAUCACAAAAGUAUUCCAGAAUUCAUUGUUUGAGCUGUCAUCGCAUCCUUGUGGAAAUUUUGCUGUCCAAGCACUAAUUUCUCACCUAAAAUACGAAGAUCAAAUGGAGUUGGUAUGGUCUGAGAUUGGAACAAAGAUUAGAGAUCUUCUUGAAAUGGGAAGGUCAGGAGUUGUUGCUUCGCUUAUUGCUACUAGUCAGAGGCUUCAAACACAUGAACAAAAGUGUUGUGAGGCUCUUGUUCGCGCUGUAUGUUCAGCUAAUGAUUCUCCAAAAUGUAUUGUUCCUCGAAUAUUGUUUAUCGACAGAUAUUUCUUCUGCGAAGAUAAAGCCAAAUGGGAUUUUCCUAGUGGAGCAAAAGUGCAUGUCAUGGGUUCUCUAAUCUUGCAGGCAGUUUUUCGAUAUCGAACGGAUCUGAUUCAACCUUACAUUACAAGUAUCACAUCAAUGGAAGACAGCCAUGUCCUUGAAGUAGCAAAAGAUUCCAGUGGAUCUCGAGUUGUUGAAGCUUUUUUAAAUUCUGACGCCCCUGCUAAAUUAAAACGCCGAUUAAUUAUGAAGCUACGGGGUCAUUUUGGAGAGCUUUCGAUGCAGUCAUCAAGUUCCUUUACGGUUGAAAAGUGCUAUAAUUUCAGUAACAUGUCUUUACGGGAGGCCAUUGUAUCUGAGUUGGUAGCUUUACGAAGUGAUCUCUCCAAAACGAAGCAAGGACCUCAUCUCUUGAGGAAGUUGGAUGUUGAAGGGUUUGCAUCCCGACCUGACCAGUGGAGAUCAAAACAAGCGUCAAGGGAAUCAGCUUACAAAGAAUUUCACGAUACAUUUGGGUCUGGCAAGUCCAAAUCAUCGAAAACCGAUGGCUUCCUUGCCGACAAUUCAAAGUAUAAAUCACAUCCAAAGGACGUGAAGACCAUGCGGCAAGAGAUCGAGCAUCACACAACUUCUGGCACACCUUUUCUAAAAAUGUCUGGCUUUAAGAACAAGUCAGAAAAAGAUAGGCACGGUGGUAAACAAUAUUCAAGAGCUUCCAUGGAUAUUGAUACCUCAGAAGGAAAAACAAAAUCUUCCAAAAGGAAACGGAAUAAGGAUCAGUCCGAGAAAACUGCUUCGGGAAAAAGGAAACGAAAAAUGUAGCUAUGAACAAGAAAUAGUCCUUGUUUACUUGUACCUUGCAGAAGUUAGCACAAAUGCAUUGCCUGGCAAAAAAAAUCUUCAAAGCUAAGCUAUAGAAAGUGUAGUAAGUUGUAGGUUUAAGAGUUUUCACCAGGAUUAUCUAAUUAUAUCAACAGUUUUGUUUGGAGUUGGAGCAUAGACUUUCAUGGGAAUGUAGAAGAAAUGAAAUGCUUUUCAAUUGUCAGUGGGGUUAGAGAAGAUGUUUUGAUGGAGCCAUAUACUAUACAAGAUCUUCCAAGUAAUCAGAAAAAUAUGAGAGAUUAUGUUGUCGGAGAACUUGGAUGUUUAUGCUUUCUUAUUCACAACAGAGGAGGACCUCAUGCAUAGUGUGGAAGAAGAAUGGUCACAACAACUUAAUGGUAGAAUCAAGUAAUGUAUUGUCUUCCUCUAUUUAAUUUUACUUUCAAUCUCUUAAUUAGUUUGUUAAUUAUGCAACAUUAUCAUCUUUAUACUAUGUCUCCCAACCCAACUCCUUAAUAAAAUCUUCAUUUCUCUUGAGUGGUAAUUUUCUAGAGAUUUUCUGGUGAUUAUUUGACCUUCAAAUGUAUUCAAAAAGUUAUUUAGUGGUUGUCAACUUCUAAAGGAAACUUAUUGUAA
Messenger RNA from Cucumis sativus (cucumber), 3100 nucleotides. RefSeq names its product pumilio homolog 23. Gene Ontology annotation, biological process: endonucleolytic cleavage in 5'-ETS of tricistronic rRNA transcript (SSU-rRNA, 5.8S rRNA, LSU-rRNA); ribosomal small subunit export from nucleus; endonucleolytic cleavage in ITS1 to separate SSU-rRNA from 5.8S rRNA and LSU-rRNA from tricistronic rRNA transcript (SSU-rRNA, 5.8S rRNA, LSU-rRNA). Gene Ontology annotation, molecular function: RNA binding. The coding region runs from base 194 to 2464 and encodes 756 amino acids. The transcript has 12 exons. The record is from RefSeq and is a predicted model, not a curated record. NCBI's taxonomy places the organism in Eukaryota, Viridiplantae, Streptophyta, Magnoliopsida, Cucurbitales, Cucurbitaceae. Gene Ontology annotation, cellular component: nucleolus; preribosome, small subunit precursor; 90S preribosome.